UGUGCACCAUGGCAGUCAAAGUGAUGUCAAACAGGAUUAUUUCUCCAGUGUGGAUACAGCCUGUGCGCCAUGGCAGUUGUCUCUGGCCUUGGCCGCCAUUUUGUCUCUGGCUUUGGUUGCCAUGGAGACCAGGCCAGGGCAAGGCAGUCCCUUGGCCCCCUUGGCACCUCGGCCGCCCACCCCGGCCUCCUUGGCCGCGUCCACCGCCGCUUCUGGCGUGCCUUUGGUCUUUGCAGGCUCCAGCGAGAAGGACGUGGCCCUGGCCAAGACCUUUUGGAACUCGGUUACCCUCCAGCCGCCCCUCGAGUCCCGCCUCAGCCCCAGGCGCUACUCUAUCCUCAGCUGCGGCAGCUCCUCCGGCUCCAGAAGGGGCUCCACCGCCAACACCCCCCGGAAAAAUGACAUUUCUGCCCGGCCUUCCUUGAACAAAAGAGAAGAAGAGAAAAUCCAGGAAGCAACUGAAGCUGAGAGAAGCGAUCUGAAAGAGCAGUACCUUAAGAAGGCCAAGAAGAGAGAGGACAUACUUUCAUUACUGAAAAAACAACGGGAAGAAAGGAUCAGGAAGGAGUCACUCUCUCAUCAGAACAGGACAAGGACCAAUUCACAGGAGAGUGAGGAACAGCUAUCAGCAUCUGACCAUGAGGAUCGAGAAAGUGUGAAGGCAUUAAACUGAGCAUUUUAGGGCAGCUUGAACAGCUUGGAAACAUAUAAGUUUGUCUCUUCAGAAAUCCCCUCCUGUUCUUCGUUGUGGUCUACUCUGUGCUCUUUGGAUGGCUUCACAGGUUUAUUGUUUGGCUUUCUCCCCAAAGAACUACAUGGUGCUCUCUGUUUAAAACUACUGGAACAUUCCCUUUGGCUGGUAAAUGUCUUAGUCUGCGUCGUGCCAAAAUAAGGUACUGUUAAGAAAAUGCAUUAA
This is a messenger RNA of Sceloporus undulatus (fence lizard), 916 nucleotides long. It is a transcript of the gene HOATZ, whose product is annotated as HOATZ cilia and flagella associated protein. The record is from RefSeq and is a predicted model, not a curated record. Gene Ontology annotation, biological process: cilium assembly. Lineage: Eukaryota; Metazoa; Chordata; Lepidosauria; Squamata; Phrynosomatidae. The transcript has 6 exons. The coding region runs from base 122 to 673 and encodes 183 amino acids.